UUGACACUACAGGAAAAGAAAUACCGAAGGCCUUCAGAAUGAUACUUCGGCUGUCGACAUUAUUUUUUCUCGCGAGUAUUAGCAAUGCUUUCUAUUUACCAGGUCUUGCCCCUGUCACAUACUGCGCAAAGGAUGCAACAGGUGCAGGAAACUCUAACUGCAAGUCUGAUAUACCAAUAUAUGUAAACAGGCUCAAUUCAGUUGAAACUAUUGUGCCUUAUGAAUAUCACAAGUUUGAUUUCUGUACUGUGGAUGAAUCUGAUUCUCCAGUGGAAAAUUUAGGUCAAGUUGUGUUUGGUGAAAGGAUAAGGCCUUCCCCUUAUUCCUUGUCGUUCAUGAAAAAGGAGACAUGCAAAAACGUUUGUCAGAAGUCUUAUGACCCAAAUAAACAUGAAGAUAAGGAGCGAUUGAAGUUUUUAAAGAAAGGAAUAGCCAACAAUUACUACCACCACUGGAUCGUAGAUAACAUGCCCAUCACUUGGUGUUACGAUGUGGAGAACAAUCAGAAAUACUGCUCCAGGGGAUUCCCCAUAGGUUGCUUUGUGACAAAAGAGGGGAAAAGGAAAGAUGCCUGUGUAAUAAAUGGUAAAUAUACAGAAAAAGAAACAUAUUAUUUCUUCAAUCAUCUGGAUAUAAAAAUCAUGUACCACAUCCCAGCGGACUCGGAAUGGGAUAGCAGCUUUGGUAACAUAGGGGGAAGGAUUGUGUCAGCCAAGGUUACUCCUAGAAGUAUUAAAUAUCCUGAGAAAGGCCCCUUCAAGUGUGAUGACAGUACAAGCCCCAUGGGUAUCCCAGCAAAUGUGAAUCAACCAUUCAAGAUGAACUACACAUACUCUGUGACUUGGGAGACCAGUCCAGUGAAGUGGUCAUCCAGAUGGGAUUAUAUCUUGGAGUCCAUGCCUCAUUCCAACAUCCAGUGGUUUAGCAUUAUGAAUUCGCUGGUGAUUGUGCUGUUCCUGUCGGGUAUGGUAGCUAUGAUCAUGUUGAGAACACUUCACAGAGAUAUUGCUCGAUACAACCAAAUGGACAAUUCUGAGGAUGCCCAAGAAGAAUUUGGCUGGAAACUUGUCCAUGGAGAUGUGUUCAGACCUCCAAGAAAAGGAAUGAUGCUGGCUGUAUUAAAUGGAAAUGGUGUUCAAAUAUUUUUCAUGAUGUUUAUAACUCUCAUCUUUGCCUGCCUGGGAUUCUUAUCCCCUGCCAAUAGAGGAGCUCUGAUGACUUGUACUCUGGUGCUCUAUGUUUGCCUUGGAACACCUGCAGGAUACGUGUCAGCUAGAAUCUACAAAAUGUUUGGAGGAGAAAAAUGGAAGUCAAAUGUCAUUCUGACAGCAUUCCUCUGUCCUGGAACUGUUUUUGGAAUAUUUUUCCUGUUGAAUCUCGUGCUAUGGGCUGAAGGAAGUAGUGCUGCCAUUCCUUUCUCAACACUUAUAGCAUUAUUGGCUUUGUGGUUUGGUAUCUCAGUUCCCCUCACAUUUGUAGGUGCAUAUUUUGGAUACAAAAAAAGGCCUAUUGAACACCCUGUCAGAACAAACCAGAUCCCAAGACAGAUUCCAGAUCAAUCGUUUUACACCAAACCCCUCCCAGGAAUAUUGAUGGGAGGUGUUCUACCAUUUGGUUGCAUUUUCAUCCAACUCUUCUUUAUUCUCAAUAGUAUAUGGUCACAGCAAACCUACUACAUGUUUGGGUUCCUGAUGUUAGUUUUCAUUAUACUUAUUGUGACCUGCUCCGAGGCCACGAUCCUACUGUGUUAUUUCCAUCUCUGUGCUGAAGAUUACCAUUGGUGGUGGCGUUCGUUCCUGACCAGUGGUUUUACAGCAGUGUAUCUGUUUGGCUACUGUAUUCACUAUUUUGUCUCCAAGCUGGAAAUACAUGGAGCAGCUAGUACCUUCCUCUAUUUUGGUUACACAUUUAUCAUUGUGUUCCUCUUCUUCUUGUUGACUGGAACAAUUGGUUUCUUUGCCUGUUUCUGGUUCGUCACCAAGAUCUAUGGAGUAGUGAAAGUGGACUAGGGUAAAUACAGUGUAUGUUACAGCCAUUCAUUGAGAUACCAGCAAUGGUCCAUCAUGGAGGGAGUACACUCAUAAAGCUCAUUAGAACAUGUCUGCCUGUGAUGUAUAUUAUAGGAGGAGAACACAAAAUAAGGAAUUCAUGCACAUGUAUGGACAACAUUUGUCCCAAUCAUGGAACUAAAAAUUCACCACACAGAAUAUGGUACAUGUAUAUACAGCGUAGUAGAUGAAAUUACCAUUUUUCAGAGAACGGAAUAGGGA
Saccostrea echinata is the source of this 2270-nucleotide messenger RNA. Its product is annotated as transmembrane 9 superfamily member 2-like. NCBI's taxonomy places the organism in Eukaryota, Metazoa, Mollusca, Bivalvia, Ostreida, Ostreidae. The coding region runs from base 39 to 2009 and encodes 656 amino acids. Gene Ontology annotation, cellular component: membrane. The transcript has 17 exons. Gene Ontology annotation, biological process: protein localization to membrane. The record is from RefSeq and is a predicted model, not a curated record.